GCCACCACCCCACAUCGCCGCCCCGUUUCAAUCGUCUCCACCAUCCUAAUCGCCGCCCAUUUAUCUGAGCUUCCAAUGUCUUCUUCUAAAGAAAUCGAUGAAACUCAAGAUAGCUCAUCAUCGCCAAAGAGCAUAUACAAGGAUCCAGAUGAUGGUCGACAACGGUUCUUGCUUGAGUUGGAGUUUGUCCAAUGUCUUGCUAAUCCCACAUAUAUCCAUUAUUUGGCUCAGAAUCGCUAUUUUGAAGAUGAAGCUUUUAUUGGCUACUUGAAAUACCUUCAGUACUGGCAACGACCUGAAUAUAUAAAAUUCAUAAUGUAUCCUCAUUGUUUAUAUUUUCUUGAACUGCUUCAAAAUGCAAACUUCCGCAAUGCAAUGGCACAUCCUGGCAACAAGGAGUUGGCACAUAAGCAGCAAUUCUUUUUCUGGAAGAACUACAGAAACAACCGAAUGAAGCACAUUUUGCCGAGACCUCUACCUGAACCAGCUCCUGCACCCCCAGCUUCUUCUGCGCCACUUCCACCUCCUGUGCACUCAGUACCACCCAUUCCUCCUGCCUCAUCGGCAGUUUCUCCUAUCCCAUAUGGCUUGCCCCCUGGGUCUGCUGUACCAAAAACUGACGUGAGGAGUUCUGCAAUUGAUCGCAGAAAAAGGAAAAAGGAAGUUUAACCUGCUAUCAGUUACCUAGCUAGCUAGCAUGAAUGGGGGGAAACAUGCUGAGGUAAUUAUGAAGCUGGAAGAAGUGUCAGUUCUGCUUAAAUUUUGGACCCAUUAAUUCAAAAAUCAUGUUAUAAAUCAAUUAUCUCUAUCCCUAUUUGUUGGCUCUGACAUUUUCUUCUAGUAUUAUGACAGUAAAGCAUUGGCUUGCUC
Messenger RNA from Cuscuta campestris, 870 nucleotides. NCBI's taxonomy places the organism in Eukaryota, Viridiplantae, Streptophyta, Magnoliopsida, Solanales, Convolvulaceae. The record is from the annotation of a GenBank genome assembly.